Molecule: messenger RNA, 680 nt
Organism: Pollicipes pollicipes
Lineage: Eukaryota; Metazoa; Arthropoda; Thecostraca; Pollicipedomorpha; Pollicipedidae
Exons: 4
Coding region: 298-648 (116 amino acids)
Source: RefSeq, a predicted model, not a curated record
CGGCCGUGCCGGCGUCGGCCGACCCCGCCAGCUGACGGACGGGCCAGCCGCCGAGUCGUACCUCCGCCACACGUUCCUCCGUCAGGUACCGAUCGGUCACCUUCGAAGAAGGCGGGGCGCGCGUGGGUGACCGCGAACGACGAAACCCGACUCGCGGCGCUCGCGCGCUUCGGAGCCGAUUUAGCGCCAGCGUGCUGCAGCAACCGCAGGCAACCUUCCCGGCCAGCCGCGGCCGCUCUGUGUCCCGGGUCAAGAGGUUGCGCGGAGGAGUGAGCACGACGCCACGCUCCAGACACCAUGGCGGGAACCGGCGGACAUCGCGUUAAUAUCGAAGACACUGCCGGCAGCUAUUCAGGCCUGAGCGAGGCGGAGAAGGUGCGCGUGCGCCGCGAGGUGCUGCAGGAGCCGCAGGUGCAGGAGUCGGUGGAGGACAUGCGGGAGCGACUGCGCCUCAUGAAGACCAUCGUGGAUGACACGCGCGAGGUGAUGAGCGGCGCCGGGGGCGCCGAGGCGCGCCCCAAGGGCAUCGCCAUCGACGGCGCCAUGAUGGGCGCCAUCUUCACCGUUAUUUUGGCUGUCAUCCUCGGCGCGUCGGCGCACGCCUUCCAGAAUCUCUACUACGCCGUGCUUAAGCGCUUCGGUCGGUAAUGGCGCGACUGGGGCGGUCGGAACGCAGAAUA